Xiphophorus maculatus (southern platyfish) is the source of this 2460-nucleotide messenger RNA. RefSeq names its product E3 ubiquitin-protein ligase TRIM39-like. The coding region runs from base 60 to 1580 and encodes 506 amino acids. The record is from RefSeq and is a predicted model, not a curated record. The transcript is spliced from 2 exons. NCBI's taxonomy places the organism in Eukaryota, Metazoa, Chordata, Actinopteri, Cyprinodontiformes, Poeciliidae. Gene Ontology annotation, molecular function: zinc ion binding.
AAAGAAAUUGCUUUCUGAACUCACAGAUACACAGAGAGAAGCACAGGUCAGACAGAAGCAUGGCGUCUUCUUCCUCCUUUUCAGAAGAUCUGACAUGUUCGGUCUGUUUAGGCAUCUUCACUGAUCCAGUAAGUGUCUUCUGUGGACACUCUUUCUGCAGGAAAUGCAUCACACUUUCUCUGAAAUCACUGGCUCGGUGCCCACAGUGUCGGGCGACUGUUCCUACAGACAGGAUGGAUUUCACAACUAAUCACAUCUUAAAAAGUCUUGCUGAAAAAGCAAAGGAGAAGGAAUCUGGAAAAGACACUAAGGUGGAUGGACUCUGUCCUGAACAUGAGGAGAAGCUGAAGUUAUUCUGCAUCACAGACCAGCAGCUAGUUUGCAUCAUCUGCAGAGAUGGCGAGGAGCAUGAAGGUCACCAGUUCAAACCAGUUAAAGAAGCUGCUGCGUCGCUCAGAAAACAGCUGGAGAUGUUUGAACAAUGCACUGCCGACGAUAUUCAUGCUGUAGAACGUCUCGCUGACGCACAAAAGGACGAAAUGUUUAAAACCAGAGAGAGAUCUCAGCGGCUGUUGGCUCGGAUCAGCAAGCAGUUUGAGGAGAUGCAUCAGUUUCUGAGGAGGAGAGAAAAUGAGAUAAAGAGCGAGCUGAAGCACAAGGAGGAAGACAACGUUGAGAAAAUGAGAGAGACUUUCCAAGCUACAGCCGUGGCUUUGUCUGAGAGCAGAGAGCUGAAGGAAAAAGUCUCCACGGUUCUGAAAAUCACAGAAUCGGAGAGCUUCUUAAAGAGCUGGACAGAGGGGAAGAGCAAGGGGGCGCUAGAGCAUGUGUUCAGGCCCAGAGUGAAUGAACUCCAAGUGGUGGAGUCUUCUCUCUCACUGGGGCCGUAUGAGAGCCACCUGCAGUUCUUCAUGUGGAAGGAGAUGCUUCAGGUGAUCCAGCCCUGGGCAGCACUGCUGACACUGAAACGCGACAGUGAGGAUGUGGUCGUGUCUGAUGAUGGGAGAAGUUUGUUCUGUAAACCCAAAACACCUCAAGUCUUUGGAUACUCCAAAUCACAAUCUACAUAUUUUGACACUGUUAUUGAGAGGCAAUAUUUGCAUCAUCUGUCUGCCUUUGGAGCUUCACCCAGUUUUCCAUUUCAUGGAUCUAGUUACUACAGCCAAAACCCUUCUGAAGCCUUCCUUGGCUUCAGCGCUUGUGGUGCUGAAGCCACAGUAGACCUACAAAGUGCAUCCAGUGUCCGUGAGUUCAGAGCCGGGCAGCAUUACUGGGAAAUUGAGGUUGGCAGCAGAAACUAUUGGGAACUGGGGGUAAUGCGUAAUCUCCUGAAAUAUGAUGGAGUAAAAUAUGCCAUAUGUGGCCCAAAUGUCACCACAGAUCUAGAGUUUGGAAACAGACCCAGAAAGAUUGGGGUUUACUUUAACUGCUCUUCUAAAGAGCUCUCCUUCUAUGACGCAGACACCAUGACACACAUCCACUCUGUGAGCGCUGUCGGUGUGACCACACCAGUGUCCGCACAGAUUAACAUCCAACACAAGGAGCCGGAUCAUAGUCCUGUCACUGUCUGCUGGUACUGAGCAGCACUGCAGUUCAGCAGAAAUCACUGGAAGUUGAGCUGAAAAGUACAGAACUGGAUCAAAUAUGACUUAGACUUAUACAAACUUUGUUUAUUUUGAAAUAUUCUCAUAUUGGUAGUAGGAGUGUUUGAGAUCUGUUUGUAAAAAAAUAUUUCCCCACAGCCAUGCAUUCUUGUCUCAACAGAUGAGUAACGUACAGACAGGCUGUUGUAAAUAAUAAUGCAAUAGAAAAUAUGUCAGAUGUAUUUGAUUCUUACUGAGAUUUGGAGAGAGAGAAAAUCUAAGAUGAUUGUCUUUGCAAUCUGAGAGUCAGUUGAAAUGGUUUUUAUUUAUUUCAUCUUCCAUGCAGCGUUUGAUGGUUAACAACCGACAAGAAAUAAAUCAUCUGAGCUUCAGGCGAAAUUUAUUAUCUGUUAAUGAAAAAGUUAUAUUGAAUUGUGAAUCUUUCUGGAUUAUAUAUUUUUUGCAUGAAGGUUUUAUAAGCAGCAUGAAGUUAUUUUCUACUCUCAUGAUUAUUGCUAGAAACUUUUUUUCCCCCCCACUUGCCUUAAACUUUUUUGAGAUUAGAAAAGUAAAAUAGAUUACUAAAGUGUCUGUUUUUAUUGAAGUCAUGAUGUAAUUCUACCAAAAUGCUUUUAAAAAUACAGUUUGAAACACAGAAUAGAAAUAAAAGAUUUGAUGUACAUUUUUUAAAACUUGAGAUUUUGUCUCACUGGGAUAUUGAGUUUGACUAGAUGUAUUUAUCUUGAUGUCUAAACACCAUCAUCAUUUGACAUUGAGACAAACAUAAUGUCUUAGAAGAACAUGUUUGAACUUUCUCUGAACAUGUUCUGUGUCUUCUUUGUAUACAAAUGAAUAAAUUUGCUCACAUAUUAUCACA